CCCUUAGUUUGACGUUUAAUUUAAAUUUGGAAGUUUUAUCUUAUCAAUGUAAAUAUUAUAACAAUAAACAAUGAUUUAUGAUUAGUCCUAUUUCAAAGUACAAUUCAGGAGUUCGUUUGGUAACUUGCCGUGCUUUAAACAUAUUACAUAAAUUUUAUAAUUGUGAUUUGUACUAAAUGUUAAAAUGUUUCUAUUCUUGUUACUAUAAUCCCUGGUUUGUAUAUUGUGUGAUAUUGUUAAUGCUUUAUGACAAUUACACGAAGCAAAUUAGUAAACUCAACUUAAGUGAAGUAAUGGCACAGCUAGUCCAGCCAAUAGUAAUAGUACAUGGAGGUGCUGGUGACAUCCCGGACUCCCGCGUGGCUGCCAAGUUGGACGGAGUGCGGAAAGCAGCCCGAAGAGGCUACCAGAUCCUGCAGGAGAGUGGGUCUGUUCUGGAUAGUAUCGUGGCAGCUGUGGAGAUCAUGGAGGAUGAUCCAGCUUUUAAUGCAGGACGAGGUUCUAUUUUGACCUUGGAAGGAGAGAUAGAGAUGGAAGCACUAAUUGCAGAAGGAAGAGAUUUAAAUGCAGGAGCUGUUACACUGGUGAAGAACAUAGCUCACCCUAUAACACUAGCUCGUUUGGUAAUGGAGAAGACACCGCACACCUUCCUUGGUGGCUCUGCUGUCAACGAAUUUGCCUCUGCAAUGGGAAUCCCAAGAGUGACUGACGAGUACCUCAAGACUCCUGCAGCUGAGGCAGCUCUUCAGAACUUCAAGCAGGGCAAUAUUACCCCAAAAAUGGAGAUUGGUGAAGGUGGGGUGGGCACUGUUGGCUGUGUAGCUAUAGACACUACUGGACAUCUGGCAUCUGCCACUUCCACUGGAGGCAUCACAGGCAAGUACAAUGGUAGGAUUGGUGACACACCGUUGCUGGGCUCUGGAGGGUACGCAGAUGACAUGCGUGGCGCAGUCAGCACCACUGGUCACGGCGAGACCAUUAUGCGUUUCAACCUGGCGCAGCGCAUUCUCAGUGACAUUGCUAAUGGUAAAUCAGCACAAGAUGCUAGUGAGGAUCAGUGCAAGGAGAUGACUAAGAGAUUAAAAAAUGGAGCGGGGGCUAUCACCCUCUCACACAGUGGGGAGGUAGGAGUGUAUUUUACUACGGAGCGGAUGGCAUGGGCCUACCAGCUGGGCGACCAAAUACAUUACGGGAUAGAUCCGGGCCAGCACCUUGUUGAGCCAGCAUAGCCAAACUUGCUGUGAAACUAUAUACAAAUAUAUACA
Messenger RNA from Homalodisca vitripennis (glassy-winged sharpshooter), 1265 nucleotides. RefSeq names its product probable isoaspartyl peptidase/L-asparaginase GA20639. The coding region runs from base 177 to 1229 and encodes 350 amino acids. The transcript is spliced from 6 exons. The record is from RefSeq and is a predicted model, not a curated record. Gene Ontology annotation, molecular function: asparaginase activity. NCBI's taxonomy places the organism in Eukaryota, Metazoa, Arthropoda, Insecta, Hemiptera, Cicadellidae.